Schistosoma bovis is the source of this 5257-nucleotide messenger RNA. Lineage: Eukaryota; Metazoa; Platyhelminthes; Trematoda; Strigeidida; Schistosomatidae. The record is from the annotation of a GenBank genome assembly.
UGGGCGUCCCCAUUGCAUAUGGUUUCGAAGAAGAAUGAGGAAAUCAGGCCAUGUGGAGACUAUAGAGCCCUUAACAAGCAAACGAUAGCGGACAGAUAUCCGAUACCACAUAUCCACGACAUUACUACCAAUAUGGAAGGUGCCACGAUAUUUUCGAAAAUCGAUCUCGUUCGAGCUUAUUACCAUAUUCCCGUAGCGACAGAAGAUAUAGCUAAAACGGCUAUAAUUACUCCAUUUGGGUUAUUUGAGUUUUUGCGAAUGCCCUUCGGAUUAACUAAUGCAGCCCAAACCUUCCAACGAUUCAUCGAUCAGGUCGUCAGGGGUUUGACAGGAGUUCACGCUUAUAUCGAUGAUAUACUAGUAGCUAGCUCUACCAGGGAAGAACAUCUACAACAUCUACGACAAUUGUUUACGAGACUUCAAGAACAUGGCGUCACUAUUAACGUGGAAAAGUGUGAAUUUGGAAAGGAAUCAUUGCAAUUCCUAGGUCAUAUGAUAAAUUCACAUGGUAUCACGCCAGUUCCGACAGAAGUUGCUGCUAUUCGUAAUUAUCCGUUGCCCGAUUCACAAAGAAAAUUACGAAGAUUCUUGGGGCUAAUAAACUAUUAUAGACGAUUUAUCCCAAACUGCGCAGCAAUAUUACAGCCAUUGACGGACGCCUUGCGAGGACAUACUCGAACAUUCCGUCUUUCAGCGGACGCUAUACAGGCUUUCGAGGACGCUAAGCGAGCGCUAAAUGAGAAGAUGAUGUUGGUACGACGAAAGAGCGAAGCACCAUUAGCAGUAAUGACAGACGCAUCGAACUUAGCAGUAGGAGCCGUUUUGCAGCAGUUAGUAAACGGUGUAUGGGAGCCACUUUCAUUUUUCUCGAAAAGAUUAAAUCCUACCCAAACGAGAUAUAGUACGUUUGGACGAGAAUUAUUAGCAAUCUACUUAGCAAUAAAACACUUCCGUCAUAUGGUCGAAGGCAUAAGUUUUACCGUCUAUACAGACCACAAACCGCUAACGAAAGCAUUAAACGCAAAGCAAGACAAUUAUUCUCCGAGAGAGAUCCGACAACUAGAGUUCAUUUCACAGUUCACGUCCGACAUACAGUACGUUAAAGGACAAGAAAACGAUGUGGCCGACGCAUUGUCACGAGCAACGAUAAGCACACUUAUGGCAAGUGGAAUUGAUUAUAUUGGUCUAGCAAAGUUGCAGGAGAGAGACAUCGAGCUAAAUAAACUCAGAUCCGGAGGUUCAACAUCAUUAGUACUCGAAGAGGUGCGGUUUGGUAACACGAAAGUAAUUUGCGAUACAUCAACAGGCCGACCGCGACCAUUUAUCCCGAAAACGUUGCGACACAAAAUAUUCGAAAGCAUGCACAACAUGUCGCACCCAGGAAUAAAAGCCACGAUAAAGCUGAUUAGUGAACGAUUCGUAUGGACAAACAUGAAUCACGAUGUACGUAGUUGGACACAAGCAUGCAUGAAGUGCCAAAAAGUGAAGGUACAUCGUCAUACUAGCUCUGCAGUAGGUCCGUUUUCGCACCCAGACACUAGAUUUGAACAUAUACACAUCGAUAUCGUAGGACCACUGCCCGUUUCAAAUGGAUACAACUAUAUCUUUACAUGCAUCGAUAGGUUUACACGAUGGCCGGUAGCAGUGCCGAUAAAAGACACCUCAGCUGAAAUGGUAGCUAAAACCCUAGUUGAAAAUUGGAUUUCUUACUACGGUGUACCAACGAUUAUCACAACGGAUAGAGGAGCACAAUUUGAAAGUCGACUCUUUCAGCAGCUUACUGAACUCCUCGGUAUUAAACGAAUCCGAACGACGUCGUACCAUCCAAUGGCAAACGGAAUGGUUGAACGCCUACAUAGGCAAUUAAAAGCGUCCCUUACAGCUGUCAUCGUUAACAACGAUUGGUCUAAUAAACUUCCCCUAGUAAUGUUAGCUCUACGAGCAACAAUUAAACAAGACAUGGGAUGUUGUCCAGCCGAGUUAGUUUACGGAACUACUCUACGAUUACCCGGAGAAUUCUUCACUUCAAGUAAAAAUGUCCCGACUGAUGUAACCGGCUAUGUGCAACGUCUGAGAAAGCACAUGAGCGAUUUAAAAAUAACACCUCCCAGACCACAACAACGACGGGUAUUCAUACCACAGGAACUACAUAACAGCUCUCACGUAUUCAUCAGAAGAGAUAAAGUACAACCACCUCUUCAACCGAGUUACGACGGACCAUUUAAAGUGAUAGAGAGGACAAAUAAAACGGUUACCGUAGAAAAAGCUGGGAAGACAGAUGUAAUUAGCAUCGAUCGAGUAAAGCCAGCUUUUAUCGAUAGCGAUAUUCAAUCAACAAGUACAGACUCAUCUAAGAUGGUCAUACCAGCGAAACACGAGUCCCAAAAAUCAACAACGUUAACGCAACAAAAAGACAAGACUCCGAUAACAACAAGAUCCGGCCGUAGAGUAAGAUGGCCCCAACAUUAUGUCGCUACAAUUUUCUAUUAAUAAUAAUCUACUAUUUGGAAUAUUAAUUAUAACUUCUACUUCAUCGUAUACACAUGCAUUAUUAAGCUCAUGUUAUGCGCUAUAAAACUCAACGUAUCUUAUGUACCCUUACACUUAUGCGUAUAAUUUUUGUUUAAAAUGUAAAGACAAUACCGCUUUCCUUCUAUUUCUUGCUAUUAUUUUAUGUAACCUCACGGACGGGCGCAAACCAAAUGUACAGCACACACCAACUUCAUCUUAAUUUUGUAUAAGCCAUUUUUCUACCCUAUUCAGUCUAUUAUUUUUUUUAUGCAAACACAGACAUUUUCCAUAUAUCUUUGUUUGCAGGGGGGAGCUAUUAUAGCGACUCACGUGCUAAUGGGUUUAUUUUCAUUUAACCCAGUUAAGCCCUUUUUGUUAACUUAUUUAGCGGACAAAGCCAUCCGCGCUAUAACAAUUUAUUGUAUCCUUAUUAUUAUUUUGCGCUUGUAUGAAAUACGUAUGCUUGAAUAUUGAUUACUGCCUACGCAUUUAUUCACUCUGCUAAUCUUACCACUAACCGCUUAUUCGAUUCGAUUACUCAUUCAUUUCACAUGGUAUAUAUAUGUCCAUGUUAUUCAUAUUGAACACAAUCGCUCACUCGCUCGCACGGUCUCGUCACGCUCUUGCUCUGGCUCUCGUUCGCUUGCUUGCCUUUCGGCACAACUCUUCCAUGCUUGUUUAACACAUCUGUACAUUUGGAUAUAUGUGUGUGGUUUCUCAAUAAACGUAAUCGACACUUCGUAUUUGCCUUCUGAUUAAUAUACCGUUGGUACGUUAUAUAGAACGGUUAUCGCGACGAACUGUAUACGAAGUUUAAGGAUUAUAUCAAAUACCGACCACCACAUAAUUGGCGAUCCCGACGCGCGAACACGAAACAAUCUUGAACGACGUAAUCCAAUUCCUAAAAUCCAACGUACUCGAUUACAAUUGUAACUAUCAUUUGGAUUAUAAUUAUAACUGUGGAUUUAUUAUCUCAUUAUUUUAAUUAUACGUACAUUAUCUCACAAACAUUAUAGAACAUAACGAUAAUAUUCAUAAUAAACAACGAUAUUUUUACAAACAAUUGAUAUUUUGGUGCAAUUUAGUAAGUCCGUUCUUUGUUAUAAAUUGUACCAUUUGUUUUUAUCAUUGUUUUUAUCGACUCACUUUUCUCUGUGACAUUCGCAUUAUAUUUGUGUAAUUUUUUUAUCUUUAUGAAUAUGUCUUUAAGCAACGAUACAAUAGAACUUUCCCAAAUGCCGUCCGUGAGGUCUAUUAAUGUAACUAUUCCUCCUUUUAAGGUCACAGAUCCGCAACUUUGGUUUACCAGACUUGAACAUUACUUUGUAGCUAAUCGUGUUCAUACACAGCGAGAUAAAUUUGGCCACGCGAGCUCGCUACUUCCAGAUGAAGUAGCAGAUAAUGUACGAGAGAUUUUAAUCAAGCCAGACAUAGAAAAGCCAUACGACGCAUUAAAACAGGCAGUGAUUAAAGCCGUCUCAUUAAGCGACCGGCAAGCCAUCGAACAGCUUCUCAGUCAAGUACAGAUAGGAGAUAGGACUCCAUCGCAGUUAAAAAACUAUAUGAGAAGCGUAAUCGGAGACAGAAAAGUAGAUGAAAACAUAUUUUAUCAGUUGUGGUUACGACGACUCCCAGCGAACGUGCAGCAGAUCCUUGCGGUUGAGGACAGCGAUGUCGAUAUAGACAACAUUGCUAAAAUAGCCGAUAGGAUUUAUGAGAGAAUGAAACAAACGAGUCCGCAAGGGCAUAGUACCGCAAUAGAUGGACGAAUCGAUGCAUUACAAAAGGAGAUUAAUGUUUUAUGUCACAAGCUGAUGAAACUAAAUCAGAGCGAUACGCAAAGAGGAUGGUCACGAAGUAGAUCAAGGGAAAGAAGUCGAUCACGUUCUAGGAGACGCUCAGCUCCUACAAUAUGUUGGUACCAUCAAACUUUCGGCGAUAAAGCCCGAAACUGUAGAUCACCAUGUAAAUUCAAACGAACACACCGAUUGUCGAUAAACGCCGCAACAACUACAACAGCUCCUAGAAACAGUCGUUUAUUUUACGUUCAGGAUAGAGUAACAGGCGCUCAAUUCUUAGUGGAUACGGGAGCAGAAGUAAGCGUCGUGCCUCCAGUAAGUAACGAAACACGAAAUAUCGAUACAGCGCUAACGCUUAAGGCAGCAAAUAAAUCCGAUAUAAAAACAUAUGGCAAGCGAAAAGUAACCUUGAAUUUCGGUCGUACUACCUCAUUCCGCUGGGAAUUCAUUAUCGCAGAAGUAUCCGUACCUAUAAUCGGUAUUGAUUUCUUAAAGAAUUUUGACUUACUAGUGGAUACCCGACGAAACCGGCUCGUGAACGGCGACCAUUCAGUAGUGAUAAGAGGAGUGACGACUGAUCACGCAUCCAUGAAUUUAGUAGUGUCAAAAGACAAAAACGAGCCAUAUAGAUCGCUUCUAAACGAGUAUGCCGAUCUGACGAAGGUAUCAUACGAUAACAGAGAUCUUAAACAUACGGUACAGCACCAUAUUAUAACGAAAGGUCCACCGACUAAAUCAAGACCACGAAGGCUAGACCCGAAAAGGUUGAAUGUCGCGAAACGAGAGUUCGAAAAGUUGACGAAGCUUGGUAUCAUAAGACCUUCUAAUAGUCCCUGGGCGUCCCCAUUGCAUAUGGUUUCGAAGAAGAAUGAGGAAAUCAGGCCAUGUGGAGACUAUAGAGCCCUUAACAAGCAAACGAUAGCGGACAGAUAUCCGAUACCACAUAU